GCUCUCAGUCUGUCUCCUCAGCUGUGGAGCAGUUAAUUGAGGCUCUAGCUGCUACUGGGAAGCCCCACCAGCGCUGCCUCUGGAAACCAGACCCACGCAAAGAGGCAGCAAAGGCAGACAAAGAGAGAGAGAGAGAGAGAGAGAGAGAGGUGGCGGUGAGGGGAAGGAAACCUCUUAAAUAUAUGCAGACAGACAGAGAUUUCUCUUUUAAAAAAGGGACUUGCUAUACCAAAUACAGCCAGAGAACCCAGCAAAGCAGCCACACGAUGUCAAGAGAGCAGAGGAACCACAUGGAUGAAUGCUACAGCCACCCAGCCUUGUUCCAAAUCUGCACGCAAGAAGUUGAGAGCGGCGGCAGCAGCAGCAGCAGCUGUGGCAGUUCAAAGGUGCAGAAGAUGUGCACCUCCAGGAGGAUACUGCUGCUUGCCCUCACCUUCCUGGCCUACACAGUGGAUUCUGUUUCUGCAUAUGGUGCUCCUGAAACCCUCUGUGGGGGAGAGCUGGUGGACACACUGCAGUUUGUCUGUGGAGACCGGGGUUUUUACUUCAGUAGGCCUGUGGGCAGAAACAGAGGAAGGCUCAACCGUGGCAUAGUAGAGGAGUGCUGUUUCCGGAGCUGCGAUCUUAAUCUUUUGGAAACUUACUGCGCAAAAUCUGUCAAAUCGGAGCGUGAUCUCUCGUCGUCUUCUCUCGUAGCCUUACCAGCACUGAACAAGGAUCCAUUUCAAAAGCCCUCUCAUGCCAGGUACUCAAAAUAUGACAUAUGGCAGAAGAAAGGUUCACAGCGCCUUCAGAGAGGGAUUCCCAACAUCCACCGAGCCCGCCGGUAUCGAUGGCAAACUGAAGGACUGCAAGAGUCUGAGGAGUCAAAGAUCCAUCGCCCCUUGAUUGUCCUGCCUACCCAGAAGCCUCUUGUUGCGCAAACCACCACCUCAGAAACACUGGGCAGCCAGAAGUGAACUGUGAUGAACAAUUUCCAAAAUGGACUCUUUAUUUUUUAUUUCCUAGGCCUGGCCUCACCCUUUUCUCUCUCCCAAACCAAGGGGGAGGGGUGAGAGCAGAUGCCCUUUCACACCAAGGAGUAACCACAAGGGGCACCAUUAACACCAAACAACUGACAUAGAAAGAGAAACAGGAUUACAACGUUGGCGGUGGCAGCAGCAACAUUUCUGUGGCAUUGUCUUUUAAGUAUUUUUUGUUUGCUGGUUCUUGUUCCUUUCCUACCCAGUAUUCUCAGCCUUUACUUAAAAGGGACAGUUAAGGCACUUGAACUAUUUAAUAUUGGGCCACUGCCUGUCAGUCUAUUUUCCAACCAAUGAAGACAGAGAAAGAGAAAAUAAUGAUAUUGAAAGAAGCCCAGUUUAUGUCUGUAUUGACAAUAAAAGUGAAGUUGGGGUGGGGGGGGGGUUGGAGUGGAAUAUCAGAAGGUUUAAAAUUUUGGCCUCAUUUUCACCCCACUAGGUUUUUUUUCCCUUUGGAAAUCACAAGUCUACAGUAUGUGUUUGAGACUUCUUCAUUUUUUUCUACGUUUUAAAAGCCAGGGAAGAAAUGAUGAGGCCCACUACCUUUUUUUAAAUUACACAAUUCCAAAUGUACUUGCACCUUUAAAAAUCACCGAUGAAGUGAGAGUGUGUGAACGUUAAGUUCACUUUAAUGGAGGAGGCGUCUGCAUUGCACAUUUGCCACAGAUUUAGUUGAAUUAUAUGAGAUAUAUAUUAUAUAUAACUUUUUUUGGCAGAAAAAGCACUAUUUUUAAUGGGACCAUUUGUGUGUGUGUGUAUGUAUGUGUAUGUGUGUGUAUGUAGUAACUGAAGAGGGAUUGUAAUGUUUAAAUGUUAUGGUGCUAAUGUAAGUUGGAAAAGGGGAAAACAAACCCAGAAAAUUAGAAGAGGGUGGGGUGGGAAGGACAAGAUCUCGAUUACUGAACUUGAACUUUUUUAGCUUUUCGUUUUAGGAAAGUGUGAUAAGUGUGUUCUUUUUUUUUUCUCUUCUGAAUUAUAGCUUGGUCAUGACCAUAUGAGCUAAUUGCCUUUCACUCAUAUACACAAAAUGCAUGCACAUUCAGAAACACAAUAAUACAUCUAUAUGCAUUUUAGAUCAAAAUAUUUUUUCCCUUAAGUCCUUCACUCAUUCCCUGAUACCCAGAGCAUGCCAAGUGCAAAGCCAUAUGCAUGUGCUUUGUGAGUUACCUGAUUCUGUUCCAUGGAAGCAAUCAUUGUACAUAGAGGACUCAUUUUUGGCUUUUGCAGCCUGAGAGUCACCAUCCUCCUACCAAGGUGUUUUAAAAUCUAUUUUCUGGCCACCUCUGCCAUCUUCUUCCUGGUGCAAUGCCAUUUUUUCCAGAAAGUGACUCUUCGCAUCUAUCAGGUUUGGCAAGAACAUAGAUUUGUUGUUGCCCAAUCAAGCCUUAUUAGGAGAAAUAGCUCAAAACAAUCGACCAUCUCCUUAUCUUGCUUCUGUUUCUGCUUCCUUCUUCCCUUUCAAAAGGGGAAGCUGCAAUUCUUCUGAAGGCUCUCUUGCGCCAUCCCAUAAUGACAGCAAUAACAACCACUUAAAGCACCAAGUUUCCCCUUUCCCUGCUAGAGUGAGGGAGAAGUUGUGGGGGGAGGGGUUAGUGCAAAAACUCCAGAGGGAAAGGGUUGUUCUUCACUGCCUCAUAGGACCUGAGGGACGGGAGAGAGUUGAUUGGAACUUUUAAAACCCAAUUAUCUGCUCAAAACUCAAGGCUUAAUUGGAGAGGUAUGGAGAAGGUGGUAUAAAAAAUGUUCUAUAGUCAAUCACUUGGCUCAUCUAGAACCAUAAGAGCAAUGCCACAUAUAUAAAUUGCAUAGAGAAAGAGGAACAUCUUAUCAGUGCUGUACCUGCUUUGCCUUAUAUAUAUAUACCUACAUUUAAAGAACAUAAAGAUUACUUGAAUUUUUUUUGAAGAAAGGGUAAGGUUUUUUUUUUAAUGUUAUCAGUUUUUAAAUUGUUACCUUGCAAUCUUGAGCCAUGAAGCAUUUGGGGAUUUUUGUUUUUGUUUUCCAUGGCACUGCAAACCACAAAAAUAUGCUCCUUAAUCAUUUACGAAGGAGCGGGGAAAUACACAGCUCAGAUAAAAUGUUUUGGGGUGUUGGGUGGGGAAAACAAAAGAGGGUUUGUUUGUUUUUUAAAAAAGUUUCCAAUGCAGAAGCUUUCAUAGAAGCUCUUUACCAAAUGUCCCCCUUUGAUUUGUUUUUUUUUUUAAGGUGACAAGUAAAAUAGUCACUCAAAGAUGAUCAAGCUGCCUUUAUAGCUUUCUAUAUAUGCUUUGGCAGAGGGAAUAGGGAUGAUCAUUUUUUUCCCGAGAGUGAGGAAAGAGCAAAGGGAAUUUUAUAUAUGGUCUAGGCUGAGUUCUGUAAUAUUCUUAACAAAGCAGGCCCGGAUACUGCAAAGCAGUUAAGUACGUGCAUGCUUUGAGCUUACGGCAUACUAGUCCAAGUCAGUGGAAUGUCCACAAAGUUAAUACAUGCUCAAGUGCUUGUCAACUUGUGGGUGGGAGGCGAGGAGUCUCAACAGACAGCACUGAGUGAAGGGGCACAUGUAAAUGUUCCAAGAAGGAAAGUGUACAUUUAUAAAUUGGCUUUGGAACACUUGCGUCUUGCAGGCUGGUUCACUGUCCCCCUCGCAGUUGAUUUCUUCCCCCUCCACUUUGUAUAAUCAUUUACCUUAGUACCUGGUAAAGUUAAGCGUUUUUUAUCAUACUUUGCCAAAACUUUUCAAAAAGCAAAGCAAAUGUAAAUUCAGGGCCUGAUCAGUCAACAUGUUAGGCCCAAAUUCCAGGAUAAUAAAUCCCAGGAAGUUUAGAAUCUCGGUAUACUCUAUAGAGGCAUAUUUUUUGAGUGAGUGCCCACAUGGAUUUCUUUGAAUUAGAUCCAAACCUAAACUGUGCACAGGAAGUAGAGCUGCGUAUUAUAUAGACAAGACUUUCCCCGAACAUGAUCAAAACUUAUAUAGCAUCUUGGCUGUUGGGCUUUCUUUCUCCAGGCUUGCAUGCACUCUCUUUAAUGCUUCACUCCUAUGUGUGCAUACUUUGGUUCCUUCCGAGUAAACAUACAUAGGCCUUGGUCUGCCUGCUUUAUACAAAAAUAGUGGCAAUGCAACCAAAGGAAAUGUGUUCGCGUACCGGGAUAGUUGAGUAUGCCCGAUGGAACACUCAGUUGCUUGUUCGAAUCACCCAGGUGCCUUGGGAACUACUAAACUUAACAACACUGUUCAACAACCUGCUGGCCCAAGAGACCUACAGAAUCUGUACUAAGGCAUGUAAUGUUUGAAUGAGUGGUUGAUGGGUAUUGAUGUCUUCAAGCCUUCUGUUGCAGUGAGCAAAAGUGUAACUGAUUUUUGUGAGGUUGCUCUUCCACUACAAGCGUAAUCGUGGAAAUGAAGAGCAACCAAAUCAAGGAUGGCUAUUUUUUUCAUAGUAGAAGCCUGUCUGAGCACAACCCGCUAGGAGUUAGAUGUAAAAAUACCUUUAUCGGUGUAACACAACUGAUUCUUGGGGCAUUUGUUGUUUACAAACUAGUGUUUUGUUCUGGGGUGGGUUUUUUUUUUGGGGGGGGGGGGGUUAAAAUGGACACACAAACAUUGCUGAAACACAUACUGAUCUGUUUUCUUCCAACCUCUGGUGCAAAGCCACAGCGCUUGAGGGAAGGAGUCUGGUUCCCCCAACUGGUUCCACAGUCUUACUGGCCCAUAUACAGCUUCAUCCACUUCAUCCUGCCUGUUUGCAAAGGCUCAGACUUUUGGUGAUGGACCUAGCUGCCUCUGCACUAAAUGAAGGGAAGAAUUGUAUUUUUUGUUGUUUUUUAAAAAAAGAAAAAAUGUUCUUGUUUUUUGUCAUAUGUAUUAUUGUCUGCUCAAGUUUUAUAUGGCGGGGAGGGAGUAGGGAAGGGGGGGGAAUGGGUGUUGAUGUAUCUUGAAAUAUUUCACUUGUGUGCACUCAAUAUGCAAGAGUCAAACUGCCCGGAUUAUGCACCUAUUGUACUUUUCAUUCGUAAUACAGUAUCAAUAAAGCAAUCGGCUACAAUGUUCUUCCGCCUCAGGUGGCUUUCUGUAAAAAUGGUCUUCUCUUUAAUCCAUGCAGCUGGUCACGCUCCACACUUCUUCCAAACAGCUCAGGCCUUUGUUGGGGCUGACUUACUGGCUUGACAUGUUCUUGUGCCUUUUAAGUAGUGGUUUAAAGAAAACCAUUAAAAUGGAGAGCAGGGGCCUUGGAAGCUGCCCCUCAACAGUAUCUGGACCCACAGACUUGACCAGUCAACCCAAUUACAGCUGCCUUCACUAUAGUGAAAUGGAUUGCAUUUCUAUUUAAAUUUUGGCAAUGUCUAAAUUCCCACCUAUACAAAUAAAUUAGCAUAUUCAUUUUUUUAAAAAAACAUUGAGUUAGUGCCCUCAUUUUGUUUUUGCUUACCCCACCCCAUGUGAUUCUUCUUCAGGGCUGUGGGUUCGAGCCACAUGUUGGGUGAAAGAUUCCUGCAUUGCAGGGGGUUGGUCUGAAUGAUUCUAUGAUUCAUUUUGGCCACCAUUGCAAGCAUGCAUAGGGUUGUACUGUAAGGCAGGGUGGGGAACCUUGGGAGUGGGAGUGAAACAAAGCCCUUCAGAUCUCUCUCUAUCUGACCCCUGGGACUUUCCCUUGGCUGUGCCCAUCCCUUGGCCACAUCCUCCAUUGGUCCUGCUGUGUAUCUCCCCAGCAAGUGCUUUUGCCUGGCUACCUUGUUUCUUUCACCUGCCAUAAUGCCUCUGGCUUGCCUGCAUGGAGGAUGGAGAUGUAUAUGUGGUUGUGUAGAAGCCUCUUAAUUUCUGUGUGGCUGAAAUCUAACCUACUGUACAAAAGCAAGAAUCCCACCCAUUGCUCUGGCCACUUUGCCUCUGGCUCCACCCACCAAUAGCAUGCAGCCCCCCCUGCCACAAAAAGAAAAGAAAAGAGUUUAGACUUUGCCCAUUAAGUAAUGUGCCUCUCCUCCUGACAAAGGUUCUUUAACCUGGUUGUAAGUGGUGGUGAGAUCGCACCUUUCUAGGCCAUUGUCUGUGAAAAAUGCCAGCUGGGGAAUCAUGGCAUCUCGUGGUGGCCUGGCCUGGCCUGGCCACCCAAUGCAAGGCUUCACAUGUAUUGGUAAGUGGGCUUACCAGAGGCCUGUUCCCACCUUAAGAAAAUGCAGCAUCCUGAGGCUUAGGCUGCCAGAGGGAAGCAUUGCCGUUCAAGACUGUGUUGAUUCCUAAGCAAAGUUCAAAAGCUUUAAUGCAUUAAAGAGAAGAUGCCUUGGCAGAAGUCAGUUCUGGUCUUACCAUUAGCCAAAGUGAGACAGUUGCCUCAGGUGGCAGUUGCAAUGCCCCUUUUCCACCUGAGCUCCAGCCAUUCUUCUCAGUUAAAGGAAAGAGCUGUGUGUUCCUUCCCUGUGCCCUGUGAGUUAGCCUGCUGCUGCCCUCACAUGAAGUGGU
This is a messenger RNA of Zootoca vivipara (common lizard), 6456 nucleotides long. RefSeq names its product insulin like growth factor 2 (gene IGF2). NCBI's taxonomy places the organism in Eukaryota, Metazoa, Chordata, Lepidosauria, Squamata, Lacertidae. Gene Ontology annotation, biological process: positive regulation of transcription by RNA polymerase II; positive regulation of activated T cell proliferation; positive regulation of MAPK cascade. The record is from RefSeq and is a predicted model, not a curated record. Gene Ontology annotation, molecular function: protein serine/threonine kinase activator activity; hormone activity; insulin-like growth factor receptor binding. Gene Ontology annotation, cellular component: extracellular region.